AUGGGCACUUAUGCUGGAGCCUGGUUCAAGGGACUGCGGCAAGGAUUAGGAGUUCGGCACUCGUUUAUUACCCUUUCUACCUGUCCUCAGAGAACUUUCUACGGCAGUUCAAGUUUGACAAAUCUUGAAGAGGCCCAUCUAAACCCUGAAUCUGGGUCCACAAUGCUUAGUUUAGCAAGUCCAGUUUCGGUAUUAAAUUCUAUAGAUGACAGCAUCUCUGGUUCAUUGGACCGGUCUCCUGACAAAGGCCAAUCAAUUAUUUCUGUGGGUGGGCGUUGUGUCAGAUCCUCCUGGGGUUUAGAAAACAAACUUAAGCAUAGUGAUAUCGAGCGCAAUCUAAUGAUACCAAAGAAUUCCACUAGUGAAGUUGGAUUAUGCACCAAUCCUGCAUCAACUCCUGCCAGCCCCAGCUCAGCUACAUUAGCAGUAUCAAUCUCCACAUCGUCCUGUGUCAGUCGAAAGGCAAUGCUGGGGCGGGCUUUGAUGAGAAGACUCCGAAAACAGCACUCCACUGGCGAUAUAUUCCAUUCCUCGGCAAUGACUAACGGGACUGGUCCAGUUAGUGGUGCUGCAAGUGGCAGUAGCACCAUAAGUUCUGGAAGUGCUAGUGGGCUUGAAGCCGUCCGUGAGGGCCUUGGGAACUUCUGUGCCAGUAUCAGCAGAGUGGCUGGCACAUUGACAGCAGAACAGAACCGCGGUGGUUCUAGCGCCACAUUGCCCCUUCAGCUGCCUCUUCCAAAUAUUAUUCCGUCUGAGAUGAACAAGUUUGAGGCAAAA
Messenger RNA from Protopolystoma xenopodis, 777 nucleotides. The record is from the annotation of a GenBank genome assembly. NCBI's taxonomy places the organism in Eukaryota, Metazoa, Platyhelminthes, Monogenea, Polystomatidea, Polystomatidae.